This is a messenger RNA of Silurus meridionalis, 3023 nucleotides long. Its product is annotated as scavenger receptor cysteine-rich type 1 protein M130-like. Gene Ontology annotation, cellular component: membrane. The transcript has 12 exons. The record is from RefSeq and is a predicted model, not a curated record. NCBI's taxonomy places the organism in Eukaryota, Metazoa, Chordata, Actinopteri, Siluriformes, Siluridae. The annotation marks the transcript as partial.
UCAGCUCACAGAAAGUCCAGACUCACUGCUGGUCCUCACCGAUGUUCUGGAAGAGUGGAGGUGUUUCAUGGAGGUUCCUGGUCCACAGUGUGUGAUGGUGACUUUGACCAGCAGGAUGCAGAGGUUGUGUGUCGAGAUCUGGACUGUGGGAUUCCUGUGAAGGUUCUGGGAUCAGCUGCUUUUGGUCGAGGGGAGGGUCAGGUGUGGACAGAGGAGCUUCAGUGUAGAGGAAAUGAAUCUGAUAUUACCCUCUGUCCAAUAUCAUCUUCACUCAAACACUCAAACUGCUCCCAUCACAAUGAUGUGGGAUUAAUAUGUUCUGGUCACACAGAGGCUCGGCUGGUGAACGGAUCAGACUCCUGUUCUGGUCGAGUGGAGCUCCAGUACCUCAGUGAGUGGGGCACAGUUUGUGCUGUAGGCUGGGAUAUGAGAGCUGCAGAUGUUCUCUGUGCACAGCUGGAUUGUGGGAGUGCUGUGGCUGUGGUGGAGGUGGACUGGUUUGUGGAGGGGAGUGGCCACAUCUGGGCUGAUGUGUUUGAUUGUCAGGGGAAUGAGACACACCUAUCACAAUGUGGCAUCUCAUCAUGGAGUCGAGCUGCAUGUUCUCAUAAACACGAUGCUGGAGUGAUCUGUAACGGAUCAUCCAUGGCGUUUCAUGAGGGGCGAGUGCGGUUGUCUGGAGGGAGCGAGUGUCAGGGGGAGGUGGAGAUUUAUUUCAGGCAGGACUGGAGGAAAGUUCUCCUGGACUCGUGGAGUCUGUCUGAGGCGUCUGUGCUCUGCAGACAGCUGGGCUGUGGCUCUGUGCUGAACUACCGUUCAUCUCCAUCCACCACUGAACACAAACACAUGUGUGUAACGGCUUUCAGCUGCUCUGGGAGUGAAGCUCAUCUGGGGAACUGCAGCAGUGCACAAGCUGUCAACUGCACCUCUGGAGAACAUCUGUACAUCACCUGCUCAGGUCACAGAAAGUCCAGACUCACUGCUGGUCCUCACCGAUGUUCUGGAAGAGUGGAGGUGUUUCAUGGAGGUUCCUGGUCCACAGUGUGUGAUGGUGACUUUGACCAGCAGGAUGCAGAGGUUGUGUGUCGAGAGCUGGACUGUGGGAUUCCUGUGAAGGUUCUGGGAUCAGCUGCUUUUGGUCGAGGGGAGGGUCAGGUGUGGACAGAGGAGCUUCAGUGUAGAGGAAAUGAAUCUGAUAUUACCCUCUGUCCAUUAUCAUCUUCACUCAAACACUCAAACUGCUCCCAUCACAAUGAUGUGGGAUUAAUAUGUUCUGGUCACACAGAGGCUCGGCUGGUGAACGGAUCAGACUCCUGUUCUGGUCGAGUGGAGCUCCAGUACCUCAGUGAGUGGGGCACAGUUUGUGCUGUAGGCUGGGAUAUGAGAGCUGCAGAUGUUCUCUGUGCACAGCUGGAUUGUGGGAGUGCUGUGGCUGUGGUGGAGGUGGACUGGUUUGUGGAGGGAGUGGCCACAUCUGGGCUGAUGUGUUUGAUUGAUCAUCCAUGGCGUUUCAUGAGGGGCGAGUGCGGUUGUCUGGAGGAGCGAGUGUCAGGGGAGGUGGAGAUUUAUUUCAGGCAGGACUGGAGGAAAGUUCUCCUGGACUCGUGGAGUCUGUCUGAGGCGUCUGUGCUCUGCAGACAGCUGGGCUGUGGCUCUGUGCUGAACUACCGUUCAUCUCCAUCCACCACUGAACACAAACACAUGUGUGUAACGGCUUUCAGCUGCUCUGGGAGUGAAGCUCAUCUGGGGAACUGCAGCAGUGCACAAGCUGUCAACUGCACCUCUGGAGAACAUCUGUACAUCACCUGCUCAGGUCACAGAAAGUCCAGACUCACUGCUGGUCCUCACCGAUGUUCUGGAAGAGUGGAGGUGUUUCAUGGAGGUUCCUGGUCCACAGUGUGUGAUGGUGACUUUGACCAGCAGGAUGCAGAGGUUGUGUGUCGAGAGCUGGACUGUGGGAUUCCUGUGAAGGUUCUGGGAUCAGCUGCUUUUGGUCGAGGGGAGGGUCAGGUGUGGACAGAGGAGCUUCAGUGUAGAGGAAAUGAAUCUGAUAUUACCCUCUGUCCAUUAUCAUCUUCACUCAAACACUCAAACUGCUCCCAUCACAAUGAUGUGGGAUUAAUAUGUUCUGGUCACACAGAGGCUCGGCUGGUGAACGGAUCAGACUCCUGUUCUGGUCGAGUGGAGCUCCAGUACCUCAGUGAGUGGGGCACAGUUUGUGCUGUAGGCUGGGAUAUGAGAGCUGCAGAUGUUCUCUGUGCACAGCUGGAUUGUGGGAGUGCUGUGGCUGUGGUGGAGGUGGACUGGUUUGUGGAGGGAGUGGCCACAUCUGGGCUGAUGUGUUUGAUUGAUCAUCCAUGGCGUUUCAUGAGGGGCGAGUGCGGUUGUCUGGAGGAGCGAGUGUCAGGGGAGGUGGAGAUUUAUUUCAGGCAGGACUGGAGGAAAGUUCUCCUGGACUCGUGGAGUCUGUCUGAGGCGUCUGUGCUCUGCAGACAGCUGGGCUGUGGCUCUGUGCUGAACUACCGUGGUAUUAACUGCACAGGUGGUCCACAAGAACACUGGUCUCUCAGGCUGAGUGGAGGAAAGGGAAGCUGCUCUGGGAGGUUGGAGGUGUAUCAUAACGCUACAUGGGGCUCCGUUUGUGAUGAUCAGUGGAACAUCAGUAACGCUCAGGUGGUGUGCAGACAGCUGGGCUGUGGGUCGGUGCUGAGUGCUGAUAGGUUUGGUCCUGGUGAAGGGACUGUCUGGCUGAACAGAGUGAAGUGUCGAGGGGAUGAGAUUCACCUGUGGGACUGUCAUCAUUCCCUGAAGAAACACACUGACUGCUCUCAUGCUGGAGUCACCUGUGCAGGUCAGAGGGACGUAUCUGCAUCCACCACUUCUACAACCAAAUCAACAACAAUCACCACCACAACAGGUACAAUAUUACAAUCUUCCUGUCCACCAUUUUUCUACAUCUUUAUGAAAACACUGUCCUGUGGAGAUUCUCUUCUAUAAUUUCAUUUCAGCCAGAAGAACAGGAA